Messenger RNA from Klebsormidium nitens, 2864 nucleotides. NCBI's taxonomy places the organism in Eukaryota, Viridiplantae, Streptophyta, Klebsormidiophyceae, Klebsormidiales, Klebsormidiaceae. The record is from the annotation of a GenBank genome assembly.
AUCGGCCGCCAGGCAGAGGCGGCCGCCAUGCUGGCCGGACUCCACUCCACUGUAGUCAGUGUAGACUUGAAGUUGGAGUCUUCAGCGGCAGGAUACCUGGCGCGAAGCGCAGUUCUAGUUAAGUUCUCAGCCACUGCCAGUGCUAUGCAUCAGUGGUGCAGCAGAUCCUGGAGAGAAGUUGAGCCGUCAGGUUUCAGCAGCUCUCCCUGUCAACUUAGGUACAAGUUUACAGGCGUCCUUCAUUCAGCUGCUCUUUUGAAAUCUGGUCAUAUCGUCUAGGUUGAUCCUCGGCUCCUUCGAUCGUGCCAGUUUUCUGAGCUGAGAGGGUGAAGUUUUGCGGUGCUGGCGCCUUACUCCUUGUUGUCCUUGCCGUGUUGCUAGAGGGCAGGACUGUCACGCUGUCUCAAAGCUGAAAAAGCUUUGAAUUUAUUGGCGCUAGUGCUGGAGUCGAGCGGAGAUUGACAAAGAAGCCUUUGCUUUUCAACUGGUUCACAAUGAAGGCUGGCGAGGAGGGCACCGGCAUGGUGCACAACUUCAACGAGACAGUGGCCAACUCGGUGGUUGGCCGGUACUUCAAGCUGAAGGAGAGGGGCUCCACCUUCACCUCGGAGAUGCGUGCGGGCCUGGCCACGUUUCUGACCCUUGCCUAUAUCCUCGCCGUGAAUUCUGCCAUCCUUACAGAUUCAGGGGGUACAUGUCGGGCUUCGGACUGCACGCCGGACGCCUGCUCGGAUGCGACUGUCACAGACCUUGCCCAGUGCGUGGGGACCUACUUCAACGGCACCGACACUGUUCCCAGGGAGGCCAUUGUCGGAGCAGGGCCAGGCUGCAUCUUCCCCCCCGAGAAUGAGGGCUAUGCGGAAUGCCUGCGCGAGACCAAGAAGGAUCUGAUUGUUGCCACCGCUGCCUCGUCCCUGAUUGGCUGCUUCAUCAUGGGAUUGGGAGCCAACCUGCCCCUUGCUCUUGCCCCAGGGAUGGGCACAAACGCCUACUUCACGUACACCGCUGUCGGUUUCCACGGUACUGGCCACAUCUCUUACCAGCAGGCGCUGGCUGCCGUCUUCCUGGAGGGUUGGUGCUUCCUGCUGAUCGCCGCCACCGGCAUGCGCACGCGCAUCGCCAAAAUGAUCCCCCUUCCCGUCAGAAUUUCCACUGCAGCAGGCAUCGGCAUGUUCCUGGCGUUCAUUGGGUUGCAGCAGGGCCAGGGCAUCGGCCUGGUGGUAUCCGACAGCGCCACUCUGGUGACGCUCGGCGGGUGCCCCCCCUGGAAGCAGACCAGCUUCGCCCCCGUGAUGCAAGUCAAUGGCACACUCACUGUGGCCCCUGGUGCGAACGCGUCCGGCAACUACCAGUGCAAGAGCGGCCGCCUGCAGUCUGCCACCACCUGGCUCGGGAUCACCGGUUUCCUGGUAAUUGCGUUCUGCCUGGUCAAGAACGUGCGCGGCGCCAUGAUUUACGGCAUUGCAUACGUCACCAUCAUCUCCUGGUUCCGCGGCAGCUCCAAGGUCACCUACUUCCCCCACACCGACGCCGGCGACGCGCGCUUCGAGUACUUCAAGCAGGUAGUCGACUUCCACGUGAUCAAGAAGACGGCAGGCGCGUUCGAUUUCACGGCCAUCAACAAGGGCAACUUCUGGGUGACGCUCAUCACUUUCCUGUACGUCGACAUGAUGGACACCACCGGCACGCUCUACUCCAUGGCCAAGUUCAUCGGCUUCGUUGACGAGGAGGGCAACUUCCCGGGGCAGUACCCCGCCUUCAUGUCGGACGCCACCGCGAUCGUGGUCGGGUCCGCUCUGGGCACCUCUCCCGUGACCGUCUUCGUGGAGUCUGCCACGGGUAUCCGCGAGGGCGGCCGCACCGGCCUCACGGCGCUGACUGUGGCGUCGCUCUUCUUCGUGUCCCUCUUCUUCGCGCCCAUCUUCGCCUCCAUCCCGCCCUGGGCCAACGGGCCGCCCCUCAUCCUGGUUGGCGCCAUGAUGAUGAAGGCCAUCGCGGAGAUCAACUGGAACGACCCGCGCGACGGCAUCCCCGCGUUCCUGACCAUCAUCAUCAUGCCCCUGACGUACUCCAUCGCGUAUGGCGUCAUCGCGGGCAUCUGCUGCUACAUCCUGCUGCACAUUCCCGACUACCUCUACUACCACGGCCGCAAGCUGGCGGGCAUGCCCGUGCCGGAGCCCGAGGCCGAGUUGUCGCCAACCGGGAGCCCCCCGGCCAAGCCCUACCAGGACACCGGGAUGCCCGAGCACAAGGUGUAAGGCGCCCGGGGGAGUCGGUUUUGAAGAGCCCGGGGUUCUGCGGUUUAUUGGUUGGAUGGAAGGCUCGGAAAGCUGGGGUUGCGCCUCUGGAGAGCCAGGAGAAUGAGCCCGGGAGCUCGGGGAUGCGCGCCGGAGGGUGGCUCGAGAAGGGGUUGAAAGGAUGUUGUUCGCGCAUUGACGACCGGAGGUGUUUGAAGAGCCCGUGGUCAUAUGGUAUACAUAAAGUGAUUAUUCGAAGGGGCCGAGUGCAAGUGUAGCACGGCACUUGCGUUCACUGAACAUUUCCUGUGCUAUUGAAUGCAACAUGGUAACUAUCUAGCACGUUAAACAGGGUUAUUAGGAGCUGAUUUAUUAUAGUCGAAAGAUAGGUCUAUAUCUAGAAGUUGUCGAUUGUCUGGGCUUGCAAUACUGUAGUAAACUUACACGGAAGCCGUCAAUAUGGUCUAAGACAGUCGGGUCCGAUAGUAAGCUGCGAAAAUGAAGAGGUAACAGAGCGAAAUGUACACUAUUUUAGUUAAGCUGCUUAUCAAGAAGCGUUGGCAUGUGCGCAAGUCAAACGUCUAUAUUUGCAAUUCCUUCCGUGCAAUGUUUUUCAAUCCAUGGUCG